AAUUUUCCCCUAUAAAAUAAGCACCAAGAAGACGAUGAGAAGAUCAUAAAAUCUUGUUUGUGUCUUUGUUGUACUAGAAAGAAAAUGGAAGGUGGCGCUGAGGAUCUGAGUGCUGAGAUUGUUGGUCUAUUAGAAACUGCUUAUGAGAGGAGUGACUCGAUGGACAAAAUCCGUAAUCAGCUUGAAAGAAUGUCGGAGACUUUGGCCGAAUCUGUGCCUCACUCAAAAUACGCGGAGGCCAUUGUGAAGGGAAUGCUUCUUGCUGUUCGAAGACGUGUAAACCUAAACGAGCGCCUUAGCAUCCAAGAAACCAUCGAUUUGGUUUUUGAUGCAUAUGGUCCUAUCCUUAUUCCAUAUGCCACCAGCAACACUACACAAAUCCAAAUCAUAGAGUCUGUGGAGAAGAUAUGUCUUGAACCUCAGUCACCUUUUUCCCCCGUUUUUGGUAUUAUAAUCCAGACCUUGUCACGCCAUUGUGUAAAUGUGGAAGCCAUUGUUGAUUGGGAAAAGCGUAGGAAAGCAGCAAGAGAGGAAGGAACUCUGUCUCAACAAGAGAUGACUCUUCUGUGGAAUAUGGAACAUACCCAAAUUGGUCCCACCGGUGGCAUCCUUGAAGGAUAUGAGAUUGGAAAAGGAAGCCAGGAUGCUCGAGACAUGGGCCUCUAAGUCCAUUCACGUUCAUGACUCUCUCUCCCUAUGAUCACCUAUAUAUCUAUCUAUUUUAGUUAUCGUAUGUGUGUUUUCAAACAAAACUCUUGGUUUGUUUGACUAAAAUCAAACAAAGUAUAUACAAAAUAAGUUUGAUGGAUCCAAAAAACAUAUAUAAUUAGAAUAUUUUAGUGGCAUACGAUUGAUU
This is a messenger RNA of Arabidopsis thaliana (thale cress), 856 nucleotides long. RefSeq lists its product as uncharacterized. The coding region runs from base 85 to 666 and encodes 193 amino acids. The transcript has 5 exons. Lineage: Eukaryota; Viridiplantae; Streptophyta; Magnoliopsida; Brassicales; Brassicaceae. The record is from RefSeq and is marked reviewed.